Molecule: messenger RNA, 2095 nt
Organism: Anguilla rostrata (American eel)
Lineage: Eukaryota; Metazoa; Chordata; Actinopteri; Anguilliformes; Anguillidae
Product: renin-like
Exons: 9
Coding region: 186-1358 (390 amino acids)
Biological process (GO): angiotensin maturation
Molecular function (GO): aspartic-type endopeptidase activity
Source: RefSeq, a predicted model, not a curated record
CAGUCUACCAGAGACGCAGGCAAAGGAAUCGAACGAAGAGUGAACAAACUGAGAACAUUUGAUUUUCAUCGUUCUUUUUUUUUUAAAACCAUAUUUUUAUUUAAAGUUUAUUUACUUUUAUUUGUUUAUUUAUACAUUUUUUCUUCGAAGACAUCGUCUGAGUGGCGCCUGGCACUCUUGUUACCAUGGCACCACGAUGUUGGCCUGUAAUUGUGUUGUCAAUGCUGAUGUCCACCAGCCAGGCUUUGAGAAGGGUGAGCCUGAGGAAGAUGCCGUCCGUCCGGGAGACGCUGCGGGACAUGGGCGUGUCACCCGCCCAGGCGCUCGCCGCGCUGGCCGAGGCGCCGGCCGGUGACCCCGCCUCCGGGAACGGCACCGCCCCCACGCCACUCAUCAACUACUUCGACACUCAGUAUUUCGGGGAGAUAAGCAUCGGUUCCCCGGCCCAGACCUUCAACGUGGUGUUCGACACGGGCUCUGCCAACCUGUGGGUGCCCUCUGCCACCUGCUCCCCCCUCUACACCGCCUGCUUUACCCACAACAGAUACGACUCCUCCCAAUCACGGACGCACGUCGAGAACGGAACGGGGUUUUCCAUCCAAUACGCCACUGGAAAUGUGCGGGGUUACCUGAGCGAGGACGUGGUCGUGGUGGGCGGGAUCCCCGUGGUUCAGGUAUUUGCAGAGGCCAACGCCCUGCCUGCCAUGCCUUUCAUAUUCGCCAAGUUCGACGGGGUUCUGGGCAUGGGGUACCCCAACGUCGCCAUCGACGGCAUCACCCCAGUAUUCGACCGCAUCAUAAACCAGCACGUCCUGAAGGAGGAGGUCUUCUCUGUGUACUACAGCCGAGACCCAAAGCGCACACCUGGAGGAGAGAUCGUGCUGGGGGGCACUGAUCCCAACUAUUACACCGGCACCUUCCAGUACCUGCAAACCAACCAGCUGGGCAAGUGGGAACUCGGGAUGAAAGGGGAGGGCUACGUCCAGAGGUCAAAGAGGAGGGACCUAGCAAGGGGAUACAGUGAGAGGGGUCCGUCCAACAGGCCCCAGGUGGACACGACAGGUCCGGGAGUGACGAUCACGGGCCCGCCUCACGGAUACAUCGUGAACUGCAAUCUGGUCAAGUCCCUGCCAAGCAUUUCCUUUCAGUUCAAUGGUGUCGACUAUCCACUGACAGACGAGGACUACAUCCAAUGGCAGUCGCAGUUCGGCGAGGACACCUGCACGGUCACCUUCAGGGGCCUGGAUGUGCCCCCCCCCACCGGCCCCAUAUGGGUGCUGGGGGCCAACUUCAUCGCCCGCUACUACACGGAAUUCGAUCGCCGCAACAACCGGAUAGGCUUCGCCACGGCGCUGUGAUGACCGAAGCGCGCCGUAAAUCCCUUCGCUGUCGAUCUCUCUUCGCUACGUCGAUCCCAUCGAAUACAUGCGUCGCUUUCAUUUGAUCUAAAAUGUGUGCCUGCAGCAGCGGUGAGUUCAAUUACUCAAGCAUUCUGGGCUUUUUUUUCCCCCCAGAAUGCUUGAGUAAUUUGUAUUUCGGAAUGUAUUUGCUGAAGUAGCUAUGUAAUAGAAAAUAGCGAAAAUAAAUAAAUUCUCAACUGUAUUUUAGAACCACAGACCAUUCUUCGUCCUCACAGAGGGACAGGCACUGAAGACUCAGAUAUAGCGAGUUAGAGAGUUUUAGUGAUCUUGUCCUAAAUAAUUUACUCCCAUCUGCUUCUACACUUUAACAAAGAUGCUGUUCACACCCCAGCAUUAGACCGACCCCCACCCUCUGCAUAUGAAGUCUGGCUCAAUAAUGCAUUUCAUUAUACCACAGAGUGUAUAGCUGACCAGUACAUAAAAGAUCACAAUAACCUUUAUCUGAGUGUUAUUUUUGUUAGAUUGUAUAGCUUUGUGUUUUUCUGUAGAUUAAAGUCACCGGCAACUACAGUAUAAACAUGUAUAGGCAAGCUUGGUCUGUAACCAAACAAGCAUAAAAGCACCAGGGUAUGCAACAAAAAUGUAUUGCCAUAUAUUUAAAUAAAUAUGCUGUACACUGAAUAAUGCAUUUGUCUAAAUGGAUGAACUCCAAAUACAUUUCCAAUGCAGGUGAA